CCGCGGUGAUAGCGGGCGGCGGUGAGGGCUGCGCCGGCACUCCUCGUGACGUGCGGCCGGUCUCUUCGCUCGCCCUUUCUCACGGGCAGCGCCCGGCAACCCCCGUCCAGGCUUUUCCUUUGCGGGAUGGCGGCGGCGGAGGGCCGCGUCGUGGGGCUGCGCGCUGCACCCUAGAGCCAGCGAGAUCAGCCGCUGCAGCGGAGCCGGGCGCGGCCCGGCCCCGGCUGCGCUUCGGCCCCUCUCCGCCUCCCGGCCCCCGUCUCGUACCUCGCAGCAGGCAUGGGCUGCUUCUGCGCCGUCCCGGAGGAGUUUUACUGCGAAGUGUUGCUCCUGGACGAGUCCAAGCUGACCCUGACCACCCAGCAGCAGGGCAUCAAGAAGUCAACGAAAGCAUCAGUUGUCCUGGGCUAUGUAUUUCGUCACCUAAACCUAGUGGAGAUAGAUUACUUUGGACUGCGCUACUGUGACCGAAGUCAUCAAACUUACUGGCUGGAUCCUGCAAAGACCCUUGCUGAACAUAAAGAAUUGAUAAACACUGGACCACCAUACACUCUGUAUUUUGGCAUUAAAUUUUAUGCAGAGGAUCCAUGUAAACUUAAAGAAGAAAUAACAAGGUAUCAAUUUUUCUUACAGGUUAAGCAAGACGUUUUACAGGGCCGAUUGCCUUGCCCAACCAACACUGCAGCACAGUUGGGAGCAUAUAUAAUUCAGUCUGAACUGGGGGACUAUGACCCAUAUAAGCACACCGCAGGUUAUGUCUCGGAGUACCGCUUUGUUCCAGACCAGAAGGAAGAGCUGGAGGAUGCCAUAGAACGGAUACACAAAACUCUGAUGGGUCAAGUUCCUGCUCAGGCAGAAUCAAACUACUUAGAUGUGGCCAAAUCCCUGGAAAUGUAUGGAGUGGAUCUCCAUCCUGUUUAUGGUGAAAACAAAUCUGAGUACUUCUUAGGAUUGACACCUAUAGGAGUUGUUGUCUACAAGAAUAAAAAACAAGUAGGAAAAUAUUUCUGGCCUAGAAUUACGAAAGUUCACUUCAAGGAAACACAAUUUGAACUUAGAGUCCUGGGAAAAGAUUGCCACGAGACUUCCUUCUUUUUUGAAGCACGUAACAAGAUUAUAUGCAAACAUCUUUGGAAAUGCUGUGUAGAACAUCAUACAUUUUUCAGAGUGCCAGAGAAUGAAUCAAACUCUCUGUCAAGAAAAUUCAGCAAGUUUGGAUCCAUAGGUUAUAAACAUCGGUACAGUGGCAGGACAUCUUUGCAAAUGACCAGAGACCCUUCUGUGCAGCUUCCACGGCCUGACCAGUGCAUUGAGAGAAGUCGCAGCAAGACCUACCCCAAAAGAAUACAACAGACAGGAUCUAAGAACAUGAGCCAGAUUACAACAAACAGAGAAAAUGAAGGAACUACCAAAAUUAUUGCACCUUCCCCUGUGAAAAGCUUUAAAAAGAUGAAAAAUGAAAACAGUCCAGAAACACAAAGAAGUAAAACAAGUGCACCAUGGGAGGAAAAUGACCCUCAGAGUGGACUGUAUAAUUCUCCCAGUGACCGCAAUAAAUCACCAAAGUUUCCAUAUUCUCGGCGGCGGAACCCAUCAGGUGGCAGUGAGAAUGAGUCUGGGCAGCCAGUCCGGAGGAGGAAAAAUCAAAACAGUGGUGAAGAUUCAGACUUAAAGCAAAGGAGAAGAUCACGGUCUCGCUGUAACACCAGCAGUGGCAGUGAAUCAGAAAAUUGCAAUAGAGAGCAUCGGAAGAAGAGAAACAGAUUACGGCAAGAGAAUGACAUGGUUGACUCAGCUCCUCAGUGGGAAGCUGUGUUACGGCGUCAAAAAGAGAAGAACCAAGCAGAUCCAAACUACCGUCGAUCCAGGCACAGAUCUCGAUCGAGAAGCCCAGAUGUACAAGCUAAAGAGGAACUGUGGAAACAUAUUCAGAAGGAGCUUGUGGAUCCAUCUGGCUUGUCUGAGGAGCAAUUGAAAGAAAUUCCGUACACUAAAAUAGAGACUCAAGGUGACCCGAUCCGCAUUAGGCAUUCGCAUUCCCCUCGAAGCUACCGUCAGUAUCGGCGGUCCCAAUGUUCUGAUGGGGAAAGAUCUGUCCUGUCUGAAGUGAAUGUGAAAACUGAUCUGGUGCCUCCACUGCCUGUUACACGAUCUUCAGAUGCAAAAGGCCCCAGCAUCCAGUUGACUCAACAGAGACAGAAUGGAUCUAAAGAUAGCCUAAUAGAAGAAACAUGUCAGCUGCCUGCUAACAAUGUCGAUGGAAAACCUACCACUAAGAUCGUAAAAACUGUACAGGUGUCACGCUUCAGUCUUGACUGCCAUAACUGAAGAUGGUGAAUGGAUUUUAUUCUUUGGAAACUGGGAAUCUCUGUGUGUGUGUGUGUGUGUGUGUGUGAAGGAACUGAAGUUGUCAUCGUAGCAAUUUCUUCAGGAUGCUGAGAAGUGCAGCCUGCUUGCUGGGAAGGCCAAGGGCUGCGUUUAUCACCAACACUAUUCCAGUGAUGUGACUGACUUAGAAGCUUCCUGAUCAGACAACCAAAAAAAAAAAAGUCUUAGUAAAACUGAAUGAUAAGCAGUUACAUUUCCAAAAAAUGAACAAAAAAAUUGCCGCAACAAAACAGGCUGCAUGAGCUACUCUGGUAACUGAACAGCCUUUCUCCAAAAAAUGACUGUUAACUGACAUGAUCAGGACUAGAUGCUUCGAGAGAAGCAAAAUCGGCAUAUUUUUGGCCAAUUGUGCAAUACGGUGUGAUAUGGGGAGGAUUAUCUUCACAAUUCUGUAUGGGGAUCAAUGUGUGUCUUGAGACAUAAGGACUGAUAGCUCUUACAAGGUUUAUUUUAGCCUAGCAUGACAGCAGAUGCUGGUAUUGUUAAUACCAGCAGCUGUUGAUUCAAUCUGUUUUAGCUCAAAAAUAAUACUCAGUAACACCCUAUUGCAGAGAGUUCCAGAGAUAAAACAUACUUACUUUCCCUUGGCAGUUUUAAGUGUUUGCAAUUCUAAAUAAUCUUUUAUGUAGGUGGACUAUUUAACUGAACAUUCCAUGUCAUAGAAAUACAUCUAUCACCUUAUAGUAAACCAUAUUAGAAAAAAAUCGAGGCUGCAUACGACCCACCAUAGUAGGACUGCUUAGCAAGGCACUUAGUACUGGUUAAAUGAAACUUGUAGAGUAGGAUUUAAGACAGCUAGCAAAUAGCUUUUUAAUGUUGUUUUUUGUAAACCAGAUUUGCAAAGUCUGCCUUAAUCUCUUUUCAUAUGAAAUAAUCAAUGCUAGUUACUUUCUGAUACUUUUCUCUGAGCCAUUUCUACUGUGAUAAAAUUUCAGGCAGUAUUUCAGGUAUGAUAAUUGUGAUUUUUUUUUUUUCUAUUAUCACAGUAGGAAUAGUAAGUUUUAAUGAUGGUCCACACUGAGCGAGUUAUCUUUUAGUAGGUAUCAGAUGCCUAGCUCUUCUCCAGUCCUAACACUUUGUGCAAACAGCUGAAAGUCAUUUGUCUGCCUCCUGUUUGCCCAGUCUGCACAUAGAUGAGCCUUCUGGCAUCACUACUCUAUUAAGAAGCUUAGCAACAUUUUUGUGUUGUGAAAGUAAUUACUACCAGUUAGCAAAAGCUAAGUGUAGUCCCCAAAUUAAAUAUUGAAUUUGCCAGAUGGCAUUGUAAAUGGCUGUAGUAGCUCAUGUGCCUUUCUACAUCUAUCAGCCCUCACAGCCUUCAGUGAUUUGCUGUGAUCCUGUGUCUUCUACCCCUAGAAACACCAUACCCUGACUGUAGCCCUGUCAGAAAGCCGUACUGUUUGAGAACUGGAGUGAGUGUAAGGCGUCUAAGUUAUGCUUUACAAGAUGCAUGGGAUUACUAAUACGCAUUUUAACUAACAAAACUGAGAAGUGAAAGCUCGUAUGAUGUAUUUUCUGCUUUGUGCUUUGAUUCUUUAUUAUUUCAUUAUCUGAGGUGCUCAGAUGGAUGCUACCAGCCAGGGUGGUAGCCAGGUGGUACAUUCCUAUCACAGUAUGGAUUGGUCUGCAGAUUGGGAAAUACUGCAUCAUGACAGGGAAGGUAGAUCCACUUCAUUUUUUUUUCAAUUUCAUCACUUAUUUUAGACCCUUCUGCUUCUUCAAUCUCAGUGGGCAAACUGAAGGGAGGGAAAGAACUUAGAACCCCUCUGUGGUAAAAAUUCUGUUUCCAUGGAGGUUCUUUAACAUUUUCUGAAUUUACUAUGGAUUUAAUCCUAGGACAUUGUUAGGCUUGGUUUAAAGUAUUUGUUCAAACUGGUCUGUUUAAUAGUCUCAGCGUCAUUGCUCCAAUUUAAAGUGAUUCUUUAUCAUCUACUUAUGACCUUGUGUAGUAUUCUUCACAAGCACCAUUUAAAUAAAACAAAACAAACAGAGCAAAAAGUAAAAAAAAAACCAACAAACCAAAACCAACCUAAAAACCAAACCACACACACAAAAAAAGUCCACAUCACUGUGGCAGAUUGUGGUGAUACAGAUUAAUGUAGAGCAUCACAGUCUUUUGAAAGAUUAUUGAAAUGCAUCAAACACACAAUAACUGGUUACAGUAUCUGCAAUGAAAGCUGCUCCAUAUUUCUUCGAGGUGGUCCAAUGUGGAGCAUUAUGCACUUGCUUAUAAUUUGUUGCUUUCUAAGUCAUUAUCAUUAUUCUGCAUUCCUUACUCAGGCACAGGCAAGUAGAAUGUAGGAGAAUUUGUGGUGUUAUUUGAGAAUUAUCUGUAUAUAGUGUCUGUAUCUUGCCAAUCCUCACACACUGAUCAAAAAGAAAAUUACUUGUAAGGUUGAUAUCUAACCUCAUGUUUUCCUAUAUGUUGUCAUCUGCCUGCGGUCUUUUGUGUGUUUUGUUGGAUACCAUUGGACAAGAGUGUGGUAUUUUACUUUUCCCACUAUAUCAGAAAAUAGGCUUCUGUCUUGUCUAUUAGUGAUAGGUUUCCAUUCUCAUGUCACAGGAGAGCUGUUUUGUAAACAAGCCAACUUUUUUGCAUUUAAAAGAAAAAUGUACUGAAAGAUAUGGGACUAUGGGUUUGUAGUCUUCUUUCUGAGGCUGUACAGGAAACAGUUUAGCAAGUCUAAUGCUGUCUGGGGCACUACAAUACAGUGUUGUGUCUCAAAGAGAAAUGCCUGCAUUAUGUGUUGUGUGUGCCACAAGAUAUAACUUGGACGAGGAAAUCUGUCAACUAAUAGUACAGAAAAAGAAACUUCUUCCAUAUACGUGAGCCUUCUUAAAGCUUCUUUUUCUCAGUCAUCUGAGGAAAGGUGCCUUAUCUUGUGAUCUUAAUUUUUUGUGAGAGAUACUGACAAGUGAUCACUGGAAACACGGUGUCACAGCUAUACUCAGUAGCCCCAAACCAGCCCUGCAACAUCCAUCUGUAUGUGGCUGGCCUGCUACAGUUCUGAGCAACACCCUGCCCUUUCUACUGCUGCUACCCUUCCCCGGCUGUCUUGGGGCUUUCUCUGCCUAGAGAAACAUGUUUUCAGACCUGGAGUUUGGAUGUCAGUCCAAAAUACUUGUACCUUCUGAUGAGUCAAGCAAAAGACAGGAACUUUGCAACCCAGUCAGGCAAAGUUUACCUGGUGUUGGAUGCCACACAGACCUGUCCCCACAGGACAAAGGACUGAUAUUUGAAACAUUCUCAUUCUGCCCCUAGUCUGCUGUACUGAUCUCAGGCCAACAAUUUUAACUUUGCGCGUCCUAGUUUAGUUCUUCUGAGACUUCUGUAAGUGCCAAGAACAGGUAAGUUGUUGAACUCUCUCACUUAUAAAUUAGCAACACCUACAACAUAGAUGUACCUCUGCAAAACAUAUAUUUUAUAUGAUAAGAGAGGGCUUGCUAACCACAUCACGUUUUUGUAUAUCCCACCUUAGUGCCCUUGCUUGUAGCUGAUUUCUUUCAUUAGGAGCUAGCCUUGCUGUUUUCCACACUACCCUUCUUACCAAUAUCCCUAACCUUGCACCUUGAAUUCUAAUUCAGUUCAUUAUAUUGAAGAUGUUGAAAAAAAAAAUAAAGCUCCCAUUUAAGUUGCCAAAUAAAUCAUACUUUUACAGGUGAACAUUGAACUGAAUAGACAGAACAUUUUUUGGGGGGAAAGCCCAUUUAAUUCCAAUCUCCCUAGAAAGAUGUUUGAAAACGUACAUAAGCAUAUUAAUGUGAUGCAUAUGUUCUGUGUACAUUAAGUAUUCAUGAAGCAACUGUGUGCUUUGUUUUAACUUGGGUUUGAUAGAUGGCUGUGUCAAUACUUGUGU
This is a messenger RNA of Colius striatus (speckled mousebird), 6245 nucleotides long. RefSeq names its product erythrocyte membrane protein band 4.1 like 4A (gene EPB41L4A). Gene Ontology annotation, cellular component: cytoskeleton. Bases 280 to 2328 code for a protein of 682 amino acids. The transcript has 23 exons. The record is from RefSeq and is a predicted model, not a curated record. Lineage: Eukaryota; Metazoa; Chordata; Aves; Coliiformes; Coliidae.